CCCACGCGGCGCGCGAGGCCGAGCGAGGAAGGAGUCGAGCAGGCGGAGUGAGGUACGCGCGUGUCGCUCGCUCGCUUUGAAUAAACCCCACACAUACCUUCCCCCCACCACCACCACCUCUCUCUCUCUACCCCCCUCCUCUCUCAUCCUUUCUCUCUCUCUCGCUCUGUCCGUCGCGUCUCCUCGGCGUGUCCCCCGGACCCACAUGAGCGUUGUUGUUGUUGGGGGGGGUGAGGUGGUACGGAAGUGGGGAUCGAUCGGAGUGGACACAGCCAAGAGCGGCGGGCGAAGAGGAUCGCAAAGUCCGGGGUCGACGUGCAGCCGAGCGAGUUCCUACACGGGUAGAAGAUGGGGGCGUUUUUGGACAAGCCGAAGACGGAGAAGCACACGGCGCACGGCUCUGGCAACGGGAUGUGCUACGCCCUGAGUAGCAUGCAAGGCUGGCGGGUCGAGAUGGAGGACGCCCACGCCGCGGUGCUGGGGAUGCCACGCGGCCUGAAGUCGUGGUCGUUUUACGCUGUCUUUGACGGGCACGCGGGGUCGCGCGUGGCCACCUACUGCUCCGAGCACCUGCUGGAGCGCAUCACCAACACCAAGCCCUUUCAGUUGCUCGUCCCGCCGGCCGAGCCGGGCGUGGAUGACGUCAAGCAGGGCAUCCGGACCGGUUUCCUGGAGAUCGACGAGCACAUGCGCACCAUGUCCGACAUCAAGAACGGGCUGGACCGCAGCGGCACCACGGCCGUGUCGGUGAUGGUCAGCCCCAGGCACUUGUACUUCAUCAACUGCGGCGACUCGCGAGCGGUGCUGUACCGCGACGGGGGAGUCCACUUCUUCACCGAGGACCACAAGCCGUGCAACCCGCGCGAGAAGGAGCGCAUCCAGAACGCGGGCGGCAGCGUCAUGAUCCAGCGCGUCAACGGCUCGCUGGCCGUCUCGCGCGCCCUCGGGGAUUUCGACUACAAGAGCGUAGACGGGAAAGGUCCCACCGAGCAGCUCGUCUCUCCCGAGCCGGAGGUGUACGAGGUGGAGCGCAGCGACAAGGACGAGUUCAUGGUGCUGGCGUGCGACGGCAUCUGGGACGUGAUGUCCAACGAGGAGCUGGGCCAGUUUUUACGUUCGCGUCUGCUGCUGAGCAACGACCUGGAGAAGGUUUGCAGCCAGGUCCUGGACACCUGCCUCCACAAGGGCAGCCGAGAUAACAUGAGCAUCGUGCUCGUGUGCUUUCCCAACGCUCCCAGGCCCUCGCCUGAAGCCGUGAAACAGGAGGAGGAGCUCGACAAAUUCCUGGAGCAGAAGGUGGAAGAGUUGCUGGAGAAGCACGCGGAGGACAGGACCCCUGACAUGCCCUCGGUAAUGCGAGUUCUCUCCUUGGAAACUAUCCCCAACCUUCCACCAGGAGGGGGCCUGGCUAGCAAGCGGAGUGUGAUCGAGACAGUUUACAACCGACUGAACCCGGACAGGGAAGAUGAAGUGAGCUCUUUGGACACCGACGAUGCCUGGUAGCCUCACUGACAAGAUGCCUUUUGAAAGAAAUGUUUUAGGUGAAUCCAUAUUUGCUGUUCUGCCAUGUGGAGCAGAUAAUGACAGCUUUAAAGUGGCUGCUGUCUGAUGUUUGCCCUGAAAAGUUAAUUAUUUGACGAGAGGUGUAAAGUGUUACUUAUGAAAGCCGAUGGUGAGUGACUUGCAGUUUUUAUCUUCGGCAGCUUUUGGGGUUUGCCACAAAUGAGAAGUGACUGCUGUUGAUUGAUCAGAGUGUGUCGGAAAGUUGAAUAGACAGAGCAAUUAAUUCACCUUCUAUAUCUCUUUGUCAACCGUUUUUGCCUAACUCUUUUCACUGUGUGGCAUGGGUUUCAAAGAGGACUAGGUCUCGGACCAUGUUUAAUUCCAUCGCACGUGUCGUCGCGCAGAGCUCAUGAGGGGACGAAGAUGGGCGAGUUGUUUGUCCGUGAUGACGAGUGUACGGUAGCUAAUGGUGAACUUUAAACCCACGACCCCAUUACCCCCACCGGUCCGUUCAGCCAUCGUUUCACUGACGUGGGUAAUUUAAUUCGUUUUUCUUUAAUGGCUUCAAGAAUAAACCUUUGAUGAUAUUGCACUCAAGUGACAAUAAACGAAUAUUUAUUAAUGUUUCUCAAAGUAUUUUCACGUUAAAUUUUAAGCUCAACCACAUUUAAAAACAGCACGCUAUCAAACUGAUUUACCAGUGCUUGAUGUUUAUCUAAUAUUUAAUUCAAGUUUAUUUUACUACAGUUGUGAGUGUUUAGUUUAUUUCAAAGUAAUAAAAUGUGUACCAAAGAAAGACCGAAUUUUAUAUUGGAGAUGAAAAAAUUUAGGGUGGGUAGGCGACGAUAACCCUGGGACACCCUUGCAAACAAGAUGUUCCAUGUCGAGAUACAAAAAAAAUAACAAACACAUGUACGUACGUACCGUGCAAUUGUGGGCAUCGUCCUGGUCGAGCGUGUGAUUGUCACUUGAUUCGGGGAGACCGCACAAACUACCAAUUUGCCAUUUACGUUUUGAUUAUUAUCCACGUUUGUUUUGAGUAGAUUACUAAAAGAGUUGAAAGCCAUCAUCAUGUAAUGCUCUUUUAUUAUAACAAGUUGAUUAUUGCAGCGGCUAAAGAAUGAUUUGACUAUGAUUAUAAUUACUUGAUGCUUUUUAGUGGACGUUUUGGUCAUCAAUCCCGACCAUACGAAAGUGCGAUUUGCAGUCAACCUGCCAUACUGACAAUUCCGACUCGCGUGCACAGACACAGGUGAUUCAGUGCACGUUUAUUUCCUGCAAACUAAAAUAUUUUCUCAAGAACCGAAGGAGUUACACUUUUACCAUCUUCAACCAAGGGUGCGAUCCGGUUUUUGUCUUUCCUCGAUGCGACAUGUACGACCACAUACAAACCGUUCAAAUUAAAGUCUGUGAUGUAGGAGCAUUUCGCUUUUGAGUCACCUGCGAUUGCAUUCACGUCGACAGAACUGCAAAAAAUGCCUCGCUUGCUUCAAAUCGAUUAAUUCCACCGUUAUGUGUGUUGCCUCUGGUGGCCAACAACUCUCGAUGUAACGCGACAUUAUCAGCAGAACAAACAGGCUGAACAUUGCAGUCUGUGUUGUGAUCAUGGCCCGUUUCAGAAUGUUUAACUUUCAGUCUAUAGUCCUUUAUAGUCUGUUUUAUUGAUUACCUUCAACAACAUGUUUUAACGAAAAAUGCAGUUGUCAAAUUUUAUACGGUAAUUGCAGUAUUUAAUAUUGAUAUAUAUGUGUUUAAAUUAAACGAUUGUUAUAUUGAAUUGUUAACAUGAUGCACUGCAAAAUGGCAUUUUAAAGAGAUGUUGUACACUUAGUUUUUAAAUGCGUUAAUGGCCAGUAAAACAGAAAUUCAUACAUUUGUAUGAUGUACGGGUGUUAGAUUAUUCUUCUACAUAUUUUUAACCUGAGACCUCAAAAAAUAGUUUUGACUUCUACAAUAUCUCUUUAAAUGAACUGCUUUGUAUUUGUUAUGUACCGGUAAACAAAUAUGGACUGUCAAUAUUGCUGUUUUGCACAUUUUGGCAUGCUUUUAAAAAGGGUUUAACUCUUCUGAGGAUUUUGUAAGGUUAUACGUUGCCUUUGGAAACCCCUUUUGGACGUUGGCUUAGUGGCGCAUACCCAGAGGGAAAUAAAACAUGUUGACUGCG
Molecule: messenger RNA, 3667 nt
Organism: Lethenteron reissneri (Far Eastern brook lamprey)
Lineage: Eukaryota; Metazoa; Chordata; Hyperoartia; Petromyzontiformes; Petromyzontidae
Product: protein phosphatase 1B-like
Biological process (GO): protein dephosphorylation
Molecular function (GO): magnesium ion binding; manganese ion binding; protein serine/threonine phosphatase activity
Source: RefSeq, a predicted model, not a curated record